AUGAGAGCAUGAAGAUUGGCGGGGGGAUGAUAGUAGGCGAUGAUGAGACGAUCCUCUGAUGAACGUGGGACGGUGAAGCAUUUGAUAAUGCGGUCCUGCCUCGUAUAGAAUAUUUUUUUUCUAAAGUUAUUUAGCUCUGUAUUUCUUAAUUUUAUUAACUGCUUUAACUCGCGGUUAGAAGAACCUUUUUUUUUUUUUUUACAGUUGCGUCUCUACAGCAUUGCAUCCUUGUUCCUGGCUUUCGACAGGUUCACCAGACAGGCUCGACUUCCUCAUUGUGCCGAUAUGUAUCGUCUGCAGUCACUGGCAGCUCGAUCAUUGAUCGCCGGAGCUCUCGAUCAGUGUACCCCCUUAAUAUCACUGACAUCUCUUGCUGGGGUACGACACAAGUCUCAAGGUCCGUCCGUGGAGAAGCACGGCCAGAUGCGCUUCCUCACAGCCGAGGCUAAAGCGGCUGCUGGGCGCCUCGACGGGAAGAUGCGGGAGAGGACCCUGACUAUGGACACUCUGAACCCGCAGGUGAAGGCUGUGGAGUACGCUGUGAGAGGACCUAUUGUCAUCAAAGCCGGAGAGAUCGAGAGAUACCUGGAGGAGGGUGGUACAAAACCCUUCUCUGAAGUCAUCAAAGCCAACAUCGGUGAUGCACAUGCCAUGGGACAACAGCCAAUCACCUUUCUCAGACAGGUGGUGGCUCUCUGUACAUUCCCUGAGCUGAUGGACAGCCCCAGUUUCCCAGAGGAUGCCAAAUGGAGAGCACGGCGUAUCCUGCAGGGCUGCGGUGGACACAGUCUCGGGUCAUAUAGUGCAAGCCCCGGCGUGGAGUGCAUCCGCAAAGACAUUGCUACGUACAUAGAGCAGAGAGAUGAAGGAGUUCCUUCAGACUGUGAAAACAUUUACCUCACCACUGGGGCUAGUGAUGGCAUUAUGACUAUUCUACGGCUGCUGGUGUCUGGAAAAGAUUCUUCUCGGACCGGUGUAAUGAUCCCCAUCCCUCAGUACCCGCUUUACUCUGCUGCAAUCUCUGAGAUGGAUGCGGUGCAGGUCAACUACUACUUAGAUGAGGACAACUGCUGGGCCCUGGACAUCAACGAACUUUACAGAGCUUAUCAGGAUGCCAAGCUGCACUGUCAGCCAAGAGUCGUUUGCAUCAUUAACCCUGGCAACCCUACUGGUCAGGUCCAGAGUAAAAAGUGCAUUGAAGAAGUCCUACACUUUGCUUAUGAAGAAAAUCUCUUUGUUAUGUCAGAUGAGGUGUAUCAGGACAAUGUGUACACUCCUGACUGUCAGUUCCACUCCUUCAAGAAGGUGCUCUAUGAGAUGGGUCCCGAGUACUUCAACAGCGUGGAGCUCGCCUCCUUCCAUUCCACUUCCAAAGGUUACACGGGAGAAUGUGGCUUCCGGGGUGGAUAUAUGGAGGUGAUCAACAUGGAUCCUGUGGUCAAGGCCCAGCUGGUCAAGCUUUUAUCAGUGCGUCUGUGUCCCCCCUUGGCCGGCCAGGCUGCAAUGGAUGUGAUAGUCAACCCUCCACGUCCAGACGAACACUCGUACAGACAGUUCCACCAGGAGAAAUCCUCAGUGCUGGGUGCUUUAGCAGACAAAGCUAAACUAACUGAGCAGUUCCUGAAUUCAGUUCCAGGAAUCAAGUGUAAUCCCGUCCAGGGGGCCAUGUAUGCCUUCCCACGAAUCUUUAUUCCUCCUAAGGCAGUGGAGGAAGCCAAGGCUCUAGGAAUGCAGCCGGACAUGUUUUACUGUCUGAGAUUGCUGGAGGAGACAGGAAUCUGUGUUGUUCCUGGAAGUGGCUUUGGGCAGAAAGAUGGAACGUAUCAUUUCAGAAUGACAAUCCUGCCAUCCAUAGAGAAGCUGAAGGUACUUCUUGACAAAGUGCGAGAUUUCCACAUCAGUUUCCUGAAAGAGUGCUCUGCUCUGGAGUGAGAUGACAUCUGAUCUGAAACAGAAGCUUGCGAGUUCAGCAUUACUUGACAAACUAACACAUUUAAACUGGAAAGCUAGUGUUAAGUCUAAAAAUUCUAAUUCUAGACAUGAUUUAAUCAAGCAGUUGAAAUUACAGCCUUGUUUACUAAUAUUUUCAGAAAAUGGUUUCUGGAUGAGUUUUACAGAAAUAGCCAUUUAGUCAGACAUGUAACACUUGAAUAUUUCAGUUAUGUUUGUACACAUUGUCAUUUUAUAAUUUUUUUUUUUUAUUGAAUUUGCCUUUAAAUCAUAACUUCUGCAGCAUGGUUCAUGGUACAUAGACAACCUCUAUAUAACACGAGAUUCUGCUAAAAGCAUUAUGAACAACUUUCCAAACCAGGAACUAAACUGUGACGGAUGUUACUCACUUGAAAAUAGCUCAACUGAAACUCUUUUGUAGCACCUUAUAUCAAAACCAUUUGGCUGAUGCAAAUAGUUUUUUUUUUUCUUUGGUGCUGAGGGAGGGAAGCUGGUAUGCUGUUGUGAUGAACACUUGUUAAAGUUCUGGGAAGUUUACAAGAAGGGACUCUUUUAAUGUUUGUGUUGCACUCAUUCCCAUGUAAUGUAUCUUAACAUUUUAUCUUCGAAAAAAUUACUUUUACAAAUUUAGACCCAAGUUAAGCUUCUGUGGAAGAUUGUGGCCAAGAUAAUGAUUUACUGUCUCUGACACUGUAUGUUUUCAAGGCCAGUUGAAGCAUGCAUGGAGAAAGUGCUGUAAUUGUUUACUGAUGCCUUUUAUUUCAUUCUGUGUUGUAAGCUAUUUUGAGCUAUUAAACACAAUGCUAUUUGAAUCA
This is a messenger RNA of Carassius gibelio (silver crucian carp), 2765 nucleotides long. Its product is annotated as alanine aminotransferase 2. NCBI's taxonomy places the organism in Eukaryota, Metazoa, Chordata, Actinopteri, Cypriniformes, Cyprinidae. The coding region runs from base 286 to 1932 and encodes 548 amino acids. The record is from RefSeq and is a predicted model, not a curated record. Gene Ontology annotation, molecular function: pyridoxal phosphate binding; L-alanine:2-oxoglutarate transaminase activity. The transcript has 11 exons. Gene Ontology annotation, biological process: biosynthetic process.